Molecule: messenger RNA, 1926 nt
Organism: Syngnathus acus (greater pipefish)
Lineage: Eukaryota; Metazoa; Chordata; Actinopteri; Syngnathiformes; Syngnathidae
Gene: manea
Product: mannosidase, endo-alpha
Exons: 5
Coding region: 340-1650 (436 amino acids)
Cellular component (GO): Golgi apparatus
Molecular function (GO): alpha-mannosidase activity
Source: RefSeq, a predicted model, not a curated record
ACGGAUGCCUCACUUUGCACUCCGCAAAUAGAUCCACUCUGUGUAUACAUCUUGGAUUCUGUCAACCCGGAGUCACCGGGGAUUAAGUACGUAUAAAUUGCUAUAUCAUGUCCAGCUAAUAUAGCAAAGAAAUGUCUGGUAUAAGCAAUUAGUAAAUGUGCCUGUUAAUUAUUUGUCAAAUGUAUCUCGGUUAAGAAGGGGUGAGGUCGUGAGGCGGGAUACAUCAUGCUUUGCGGUGUAAACGUUAUUUGUUAUUAUCGGCUCUGGUGACUCGUCCGAAGUUAAUCGAUACAGAUUUGUUGACUCCACAAUGAACUACAGUGCUUUGGGUGAUGAAGAAUGGCCCGGUUCCGACGUAAGCAGUGUGCGGCUUUGCUGGCUGUGGUCCUGCUCGUGCUCAUCGUGACUGUAGCGCUCAAGUUGCUCGCCCCGGAAGACAAUGCGUUUCCAGAUGGCAAGGAGCUUCCCCUGGACCAGAAAGACGAGGCGAAGGAGAGCGACGUCCGACCCGGGUUGAGCAAAGCCGCCCGAUCGGAAGAGGAUGACAAACUGGCGGCCAUACUAAGCAAGUUCCCCCCGCCAAACUACUAUCUUCACGCCUUCUACUACAUCUGGUACGGCAACCCCAGCUUUGACAGCAAAUACAUCCACUGGGACCACCCACGGAUGCGGCACUGGGACCCCAAAGUGGCUGAGAGGUAUCCACAAGACAGGCACAUCCCGCCUGAUGACAUCGGGGCCAACUUCUACCCGGAGCUGGGGCCUUAUAGCUCCCGGGACCCGGCUGUCAUGGAGGCCCACAUGCAGCAGCUGCGUACAGCUGCCAUUGGGGUCAUCGCCGUUUCCUGGUACCCGCCUCAUACCAAGGAUGACAACGGCCAGCCGAUCGAUGACAUUGUGCCGCAGCUCCUGGACAUGGCACAGCGCUACCACAUUAAGGUGACUUUCCACAUUGAGCCCUACAAAGGGAGAGAUGAAGUCAACAUGCAUGGCAACGUCAAAUACAUUAUUGACAAAUACGGCGAACACCCGGCCUUCUUCCGCUACCGCACCGACAUGGGUAAGUUCCUCCCCCUAUUCUACGUGUACGACUCGUACCUGCUGAACACGGAGCAGUGGGCCCGGCUGCUGCGGCGCACGGAGAGCGGCGGCAUCCGCGACACCCCGCACGACGCCGUCUUCCUGGCCCUUCUGGUGGAGGAGAAGCACCAGCGCGAGGUGCUGAGCGCCGGCUUUGACGGCAUCUACACCUACUUCGCCACCAACGGCUUCACCUACGGCGCGACACAGCGCAACUGGCAGGCGCUACGGGCCUUCUGCCGCGACAACGGCCUCCUCUUCGUCCCCAGCGUGGGACCGGGCUACGUGGAUACGGGCGUGCGCCCGUGGAACUUCCAAAACACCAGGAACCGCAUCAACGGCAAGUACUAUGAGACCUCGCUGAGCGCCGCGCUGGAGGCCAAGCCCGAUUUACUUUCCGUCACGUCCUUCAACGAGUGGCACGAGGGCACGCAGAUCGAGACGGCCGUCCCCAAAAGCGGCUCGGUGCUCUAUCUGGACUACUUGCCGAAUAAACCGACCAUCUACUUGGAGAUUACGCGUAAGUGGGCCGCCAUAUUUGGCGACGAGCGAGGAAGACGGCGGGAGUGAUCCGCCCGGGACUUGAGGGGCUUUCCAAUGGUCACAUAGGUGGGGCACGGGCGGAUCUCUGCUGUGAAGAGCAAAAAUCUCUGAGUCAUUGACACCCCACCCAAAAAAAUGUUCUGAUGACUUGCAUAUGCCACAAGAUGGAGGCUAAGGUCUUAAACUGAAAGGACCAUAAAGCAUCAACACUGCAUUUAGCAUGUAUGCAAUCAUGAACCCAAGGGAGAUAUUGAUGGUACUUUCAAUAUUAAUAAAAAUAAAUGGUGAUUAUCAUUUAAUCCA